AUGGCUUACACUGGAGUAUCACCCAUUGAGAUUCCAGCCCUGGGCCGCCCUUUCCGGACAGGGAUGCUGUACGACUGCCGUAGCGACAUUCUCAUACCAGGUAUCACUUUAUGGGGCAUCGAAGCCCUCAAGAGAGAUGUGGAAACAAUGCCAAAUCCCAAGACUGAAUUCCAGAUCAUUACGUCUGACACCAUGGAAGAUAAGGCCUCUGCCCUCAAUCUGUCUGGGUCCCUGAAAGCCAGUAUCCUGGGUGGCCUGGUGGAAGUAGGCGGAUCUGCUGCAUUUUUCAAUGAUACUAAGAAAUCAAAAUAUCAUGCUCGAGUUGCUCUCCACUACUCAGUGACAACCAGGUAUGAGCAGCUGACUAUGAGCCAUCUGGGGACUGAGAACAUCUCUUAUCCUGCUGUCUUUGAUCAAGGUACCGCCACCCACGUGGUCACGGCUGUGCUGUACGGGGCUCAGGCUUUCUUUGUGUUUAAUCGGGAAGUUUCUUCAUCCGAGAAUAUGAUAGAAAUAGAGGGGAAAAUGAAGAUGAUAGUAGAAAAAAUUCCAAAGGUUUCAGGAGUAGCAGAAGGAUCUGGGGAAAUGAAGAACAAAGAAAUAGAAAAAACUGAAAAUCUCAGUUGCAAAUUUUACGGAGAUUUUGCUCUGGAGAACAAUCCGGUUACUUAUCAAGAUGCCCUGGGAGUUUACUCGACUCUCCCUAAGCUGCUUGGCGACUCUGGGGAAAAGGCUGUACCGGUGCGCGUCUGGCUGUACCCCCUGAGCAAGCUGAAUCCCAGAGCUGCUCAGCUUGUGCGUGAGAUCAGCUCGGUGCUGGUUGAUGACGCACAAAGUGCCCUGGAGCACCUGACCAAGUGUGACGCUGUACCGGUGCGCGUCUGGCUGUACCCCCUGAGCAAGCUGAAUCCCAGAGCUGCUCAGCUUGUGCGUGAGAUCAGCUCGGUGCUGGUUGAUGACGCACAAAGUGCCCUGGAGCACCUGACCAAGUGUGACGUCCGGUGCAACGACAUGGAGAAGGACAGAGCGGCUACAGCCUUUCCCGAGAUUGGGAGGAAAAUCCAGCUGUGCAGAGACUUGUGCAAACAGCACAGACAGAGCUUCCAGGAAGAGCUCGCGAGAACCUUGCCCUUGAUCCGUGGGGGCGACGCAGAGGAAGGGGCCCUGAUGGAGAUUUUAACCAGCAAGGAGCAGUCGCCAUUUGUUGCCCAGAGACUCAAUGAAUUUCUGGAUAAGAAACAGGAAGAGCUGGAUUUUGUCAGUUCUUACCUUGCUGAAUUGGAGGGAGUCGAAGUUGCCUGGCUUCAGACCUCACAUGCAGAGAAAACCCAUGAUCCAGCAUCAGCCAGUUCUGCAUGUGAAACCCCCAAAUCCAGUCACUGGUUUGAGGACAAAGAGGGAAACACAAGAGCUCGAGACUCUGUGAAUUUCUUCUCUGAUUUUGCCCGUGCCAAUGAAUCUAAUGGGAAGACCCGGUUCAUUGUGGCCUCUGUUCUAGACGAGGCCAAUCCAGGCGCUUCCAUAUAUGUGUAUGAAAACAGAGAGGUUAUGAGUACCAACUUUGAGCCUCCAUCAAAGCCCCGUCCUCCCUCAUGUGAUGGAGUCCGACAUGACCGUGUGCCCCUGAACCCAGCAGCCUAUGGCAGGGCUGAGAUAUGCGGCUACCGGGCAGAGUACAGACUUGUCGGGCAGGAGAACUGGGUGGCUGUGAAUGUCAGUAACACACAAGAGACACUAACAGUCACAGGGCUCCGUCCAAACAUCCAGUACCAGUUCCGCUACGCGGCUGUGAGCAAACUAGGGCUCAGCGAGAGCAGCGACAUGAGCGACACGGUAGAGGAAUCAAAGGUUCUAGUACAAGAUUUGCGGAGGAAGAGCACUCGGAUAGAAGAAGGGCAGCCCGCGGUGUGUGCACUGCCCAUAGAGAAGGGGUUUGAUUCUAACGCAGAACAUCCAAAGUACAGGCUGGGGAAGGAGACCCUGCAGAUCCCUAACAAAGUGAUUAUGGUGAUGGGAGCUACCGGGUCGGGGAAAACGACUCUCAUCAACGGGAUGAUCAACUACGUCCUGGGUGUGCAAUGGAAGGACGAAUUCAGGUUCCAGCUCAUCCAUGAGACCACAAACAGAAGCCAGGCUGAGAGCCAGACAUCUGAGGUGACGGCCUAUGAAGUUAAUCACACAAAGGGUUUCCAAGUCCCCUACUCUCUGACUAUCAUAGACACGCCGGGAUUUGGCGACACCAGAGGGAUAGAUCAUGACAAAGAGAUAAUAAGGAAAGUCCGAGAGUUCUUCUCCACCCCCGGGGCCAUUGAUCACAUCGACGCCGUCUGCUUUGUGGUUCAGGCCUCACUAGCUCGUCUGACCCACGCCCAGAAGUACGUGUUUGACUCGGUGCUCUCCAUUUUUGGGAAGGACAUAAAAGACAACAUCCAAAUCCUGGUCACUUUUGCCGAUGGGCAGCCCCCCCCUGUGCUAGAGGCCAUUAAAAUAGCUGAUGUCCCUUGUGCUAAGGAUGCUCAGGGCAACCCUGUGUAUUUCAAAUUCAAUAACUCUGCACUCUUUGCCUGUAAUGCUGAAGCUGAGAAGGGCAGCUGUAAUUUUGAUGAAAUGUUAUGGAGAAUGGGAGCCAUGAGCAUGCAGACAUUUUUCGGGGCUUUAUCGAAACUGGAAACCAGAAGUCUGACAUUAACACAGGAAGUUCUCAGGGAGCGGAAGGAGCUGGAGGCGGCUGUGGAAGGGCUGCAGCCACACAUCAAAGCCGGCCUGGUGAAGCUGGAAGAACUGCGGAAGACACGGGAAGCUCUGGAGCAGCAUAAGGGUGAUAUGGAGGCCAAUAGAAACUUUGAGUAUGAGGUGGAGAAAAUAGUGCCGGUACAAACAGACAUCUCUGAGACAGAUCGGUAUAUAACCAACUGCCAGAACUGUCACUUUACGUGUCACUAUCCCUGUAUGAUGAUUAAUGAUGCUAAUAAGGGCAGGUGUGCGGCUAUGGACAGGAACACAGGACGUUGCAGGGUGUGCCCUGGGAAAUGUGUCUGGAAUGUUCAUUUCAAUCAAAAGUACCGGUGGGAAUACAAACUAGUGAAAGAGAAACGGACCUAUGGACAACUGAAGGAGAAGUACGAGACGGCGUCUGGGGAGGUGCUAUCCACAGAGAGUGUGUUUGAGAAGCUGUCUCAGGAAUACGCUGCAGUGGAACAGAUAUUAAUGGAGUUUAUUAAUAAAUCAUCUUGCAGCCUCCAACGUCUGCAAGAAAUCGCUCUGAAACCCAACCCGCUGUCCACCCCGGAAUACAUUGACCUGCUGAUCAUGUCGGAGCAACAGGAACUGAAGCCUGGGUACCAGGAAAGAAUAAAAUCACUGCAGGAAGUGAGGGAAGUAGCAGAGAUAGUAAGGAAGAUUGCCAAUAAGGAGCCCCUGCUGCCAGGAGAACGGAAUCUGCACAAGAAGCUCCAAGAAAAAAAGGCUGCAUUCAAGAAAAUUAUGAAAAAAACAACAGAUCAGAUGCCCAAUAUGGGGACCUGCGCCUGGAAGGCCACCGAUGAUGCGUGUACUCGAAUAGAAUAG
Pelodiscus sinensis (Chinese soft-shelled turtle) is the source of this 3567-nucleotide messenger RNA. Lineage: Eukaryota; Metazoa; Chordata; Testudines; Trionychidae. The record is from RefSeq and is a predicted model, not a curated record.